Molecule: messenger RNA, 630 nt
Organism: Hyaloscypha bicolor E
Lineage: Eukaryota; Fungi; Ascomycota; Leotiomycetes; Helotiales; Hyaloscyphaceae
Exons: 1
Coding region: 1-630 (209 amino acids)
Molecular function (GO): acyltransferase activity, transferring groups other than amino-acyl groups
Source: RefSeq, a predicted model, not a curated record
AUGGUGCGCACAAACAAAGGACCGCGCUACCCCCCGCCGCCGCUCUUCCCCGCAGUAAAAGCCGACAUCCCCGCCAUACUCGCCAUCUGGCUCGCCGCUAGAGCGCCGGAUCUCCUCGUCCAAACCGUCUCCCGGCCUGACGAACAAGCACGCUUGACCUUAUUUCUCAACGAACGAUUCUCCAACCCCCUUGCCUCAAUCAUAAAAGCUGUCGAUUGGAAAGAUCCUAAUCGCAUUACCGCCGUUGGGAUCUGGGAGAAGAAGAACUACUCCUCCCCUUCACCCUCUGGAUGCUUGGAAGCUAGUGUGAGUGGGACUGAGAAUGGGGGCGGGAAAUGCUGCGGUGGCUUUUUGAUAUCUGGAAAUGGAAAUACGAAGGAAGGGGAAAAGAGGACGCCAAUCGAAGACUUCAUCCGCGACCGACAACUGGCGUUUAACGACACCUGGCCUAAUGGUGUAAAGCACAUCGAGCUUGUGCUCCUUAUGACUGACCCUGCGUUCCAGCGCCGAGGGAUCGGGACCGCGCUGCUGAAAUGGGGAUAUGCGCUUGCGGAUGCGGAACAAGUGCCGUGCUUCUUGUGUGCGAGCCCGUUUGGGUGGCCGUUGUAUAGGGCGUUGGGGUGGCAUUAG